Molecule: messenger RNA, 590 nt
Organism: Toxotes jaculatrix (banded archerfish)
Lineage: Eukaryota; Metazoa; Chordata; Actinopteri; Toxotidae
Product: guanylyl cyclase-activating protein 2-like
Exons: 4
Coding region: 1-573 (190 amino acids)
Biological process (GO): visual perception
Cellular component (GO): cone photoreceptor outer segment; photoreceptor inner segment
Molecular function (GO): calcium sensitive guanylate cyclase activator activity; calcium ion binding
Source: RefSeq, a predicted model, not a curated record
AUGGGUCAAACACAGGGUGCCACGGAUAAGGAAGUGACUCUUCGGGACAUUCAGGAACUUUACCGUAAGUUUGCGAGCGAGUGUCCGAGUGGAAAUCUGCAUUUGCACGAGUUCAAGAAGAUCUUUGGCAUCAGCAGUGGGAGCUCCACAGAAGAAGAAUCUGCCUACAUGGAAAAUGUGUUUCGAUCCUUCGACACAAACCAGGACGGUAAAAUAGACUUCAUGGAAUAUGUAGCAGCCGUGCAUCUUGUUCUUCGUGGAAAACUCGAGGACAAACUGAAAUGGUCUUUUAAAGUUUAUGACAGAGAUGGGAAUGGCUGUCUGGACAGACAGGAAGUCAGACACAUUGUCAAAAUCAUCUACAAGAUAAAAACGCACAACGAUCCGAGCGUCACAGAGAAUAUCGAAGACAUCUGUGACAGAAUAUUUGAACUGGUGGACAAGAAUAGAGACAGUCAGAUUUCUUUGGAGGAAUUUAUUGAAGGGGCUGAAAAGGACCCGUGGGUGAUGGAUCAGCUCAAACUGGACAUCAGGCCUUGUGAUUGGUUCCUUGAACAGCAGAAGAAAUCCUGAUUCGUGAAAAACGAUCA